ACGUAGUUCUCUGCCCAAGAGCCUCUUCUCCUUCUCUUUCUCUUUCUUUUUCUUUUUUGGUGUGUGCGUAUUGUGAAAAUUUGUAAAUAGAUAAAAGGUGAAACGGUAAUCUGGCCACCAUGCCGUACUAUAACAGUGGGCACAGUCCUUCCACCUAUAAUAAAGAUGGAGGGUCGAGUGGUCCAUCGAGCACAUCGGGCGGCCGCGUGAGCAGUUCAGAGCCGACUUACAUGAUGGAGCAUUUGGCCACGUUCACGGUCACGAAGGAAACCGGUAUUGUUUAUCCAGCGGACGGUAUGCGGCGACUUUUGCAGCUGGAGAAGAGUAACGGCAUCUGGAGUCAAAAGAUGCAGCUCCGUCUGGAACGGAACUGGGUGCUGAUCAUGGACAACGAGACGGGGGCCGUCAUGGAGCGAUUCCCAGCCUCGUUGAUACAGGAACCGACCGCGUUCACGUCGAGGGACCCUAUGGAGAUGUAUAACAACAUUCUCGUCUUCACAGUGGCGGAUGACAGUGGUUCCGGUCAACGAGCAGAAAUGCAUAUAUUCCAGUGUCAAAGUGUCUCGGCCCAGGAUCUCGUCGAGGAUCUGAAAAUGCUACAAAUGGGUAAACUUGUACCGGGUGGUUCACCGAGAGGUCCAGGAGGUCCUAUACCACCUCCUCCAACUUUACCACCGCCGGAACCACCCUUGAACGGUGUGAACGUCCGUGAACAAGUGUCUGCCUUUAACGCUAACAACGCCGACGGUCAAAACGAUAUAUCUCGCGAGGAGAACAACGACGAGGUGUCCUCGACGUCCUCGGAGAAAUACGAACGCGACGUGACGAUCUUGAACCAUUGUUUCGACGACAUCGAGAAAUUUAUCGCGCGUCUCCAGCACGCGGCAGCGGCCACCAAAGAGCUCGAGCGUCGAAGGCGCAACCGGAAGUCGAAGAAGAGGAACCUCGGCGACGGGAUGCUGACAAUGAGAGCGAAACCACCGCCGGAAAUGGAAUUCGUCGACAUCUUUCAGAAGUUCAAGCUAUCGUUCAACUUGCUCGCCAAGCUGAAAGCUCACAUACACGAUCCGAAUGCACCGGAAUUGGUACAUUUCCUCUUCACACCGUUGGCGUUGAUCGUGGACGCGUCUCACGAUACCAAUUACGAUCCGAAUCUACCGAGCAAAGUAGCCUCGCCGUUGUUGACCAGGGAAGCGGUUAAUUUGCUGAUCAAUUGUGUCACCAGUAAAGAGACAGAACUGUGGCAUUCUUUAGGCGACACGUGGUUGAUACCACGGGACCAAUGGAAAAGUCACGUGCCACCGUAUCAUCCGAUCUUCAUGGACGGUUGGUCACCGGAGUACCAAAUACCGGAAGACAGGGAUCACGAUCACCUGGCUUCGUUGUUGAACGCCGACAAACAGAAGAGGGACGAGCUGCCGGAGCAACAAAACGAUCCUUAUUACAAUCAUCGAGAGGUGGACGAGUCGCAUUACAGCAGCGAUUAUUUGGAAUACGAGAGCAGAGAGGAACGAGCUGGUAACGAGUACUUCGAGAGAAAUUACGGACCAGGCUCGGAGUUAUACGGUAGGGAGGAGAGAGUGGUAGAUCAGACGAGAGCGCACAGCGAUAUAUCGGUGGACUCGAUCGAGAGAACAUCGAGAGCCGCCGGUAUGGAGAGAGCACAGGAAGCUUGGUUGGACGAUCUGGUAGCUAGACACGCGAAGAUCGUGCAAGUCACUUAUCCGCGAACGGCGAACAACGACAAAGAGCUGACGGUGGUGAGAGGGGAAUACCUGGAGAUUCUCGACGAUAGCAGAAAGUGGUGGAAGGCGAGGAAUUCAAGAGGGCAGGUCGCACACGUGCCGCACACCAUUGUCACGCCCCACAACCCUUCCCACUCUAACGACAACGAUGUCUUUAACAAUCCUCUUUACACAAGCCGAUAUCCGCGGCAGGGGUACGGCUAUAAUUACGAGGAUUCAGAAAUUGAGAGGACCAGUACUAGUCCAGGACCAGAGGCAACUCAUCGAACUCAUGCGAUUCCACCGCCAGCGCCGGCAGAUUGGGUGAGAAAAGAGAGACUCGGGAAAAAAGAUCAGUCGAACGAAGACACGGUAUCUAUCGGUAGCAGCAAGGCAACAGUGGUCGCUGAAAAUAACGUCGACGAGAAGAAAUCGACUGCCGAUGGUAAUGAAAAACCGAAGAACAACGAAUUAACCAAGGUGGUUGAAGUUCAUCCACCACCUGUGAACGUACGCGAAGAAAUCGUGUCGGAAACGCAGAAAGCGCCGUCGAUAACGCAGAAAACGCCGUCGACACCGCCGUUACCACCUCCGCUGCCUCCUCUGCAAAGUCAGACAUCCGUCACUUCGAUUUCGUCGAUCAAAUCGGUCACGCUGAAAAGCGUGAAUCCACCUAUCAGUGGACAGAAACAGGAGAAGAAAGAGGAGAAAAUGCAGGAGGAACUGAAACAGGUUUUGAUGAUAUUCCGCGAGAAGAAGCAGCAUUACACCGAUAGCAUAAACCGUGAAGCUGUUUUGGACCAAUAUUCCACUCCUAGAGAAGUGCAGAGCUGGUUGAGUUCGAAAGGAUUUUCAGAAAAAACGUGCAAACAGUUGAGAGACAUGACUGGUUCGGAAAUGUUCGAUUUGACCAAACGAUAUCUGGAACAAUAUUACGGCCCUCUAGAAGGUGGCAGACUCUACGAUGAAAUUUCAAAAGCGCGGGAUGAAAGCGUGAAGAAGACUUCCCGAACGUCGGAAUUGAAACGAAUAUUGCAAAGAGCUCGACACAGAGACGAGGAUCAAUGAAGUAUUGACUACCAAAUACUCCUGAAGAGUUGGAAGUUUACAAUAAGAAUUAUACAUAUCUCCGAAGUGUAUGUAGUAAACGACUAGAUACGUAAGAAGAGUGUAAUAUCAGAUUACAU
This is a messenger RNA of Habropoda laboriosa, 2911 nucleotides long. Its product is annotated as epidermal growth factor receptor kinase substrate 8-like. Gene Ontology annotation, cellular component: plasma membrane. Gene Ontology annotation, molecular function: actin binding. Bases 120 to 2792 code for a protein of 890 amino acids. Lineage: Eukaryota; Metazoa; Arthropoda; Insecta; Hymenoptera; Apidae. The record is from RefSeq and is a predicted model, not a curated record. Gene Ontology annotation, biological process: Rho protein signal transduction; regulation of Rho protein signal transduction. The transcript has 10 exons.